AAAUGUAAUGAGGAGAUACUUAAUGGAAAAUGUGGAACAAAUAUUAUAAUAGUUGGCAACAUCACUCGCGCGGCUAUUUCAUCUAUGUUCAUCUCGAUUAUAACCUCAAAAAGGUCUUGCGAAUGUGGUUGGUUGCCAGCCGCUGCUCCGUGUUGGGUUAUAAAUCGUAGACGCCGCUCUAGUUCAGUCUUGCGUGUAAUUUGCUUCAGUUCACUACAAAUUUAAAAAUAACAUUAUGAAGCCUCCUUACAAAAUCGCUGAUGAAAAGUUGGCUGAAUGGGGCAGAAAGGAAAUCAUGUUGGCUGAAAAAGAAAUGCCUGGUUUGAUGGCAUGUCGUCUCAAGUAUGCACCAAGCAAAAUCCUUAAAGGUGCAAGGAUUGCAGGCAGCUUGCACAUGACUGUACAGACUGCUGUACUUAUAGAAACUCUUGUUGAACUAGGAGCAGAGGUCCAAUGGUCAAGUAGCAACAUUUACAGCACCCAAGAUGAAGCCGCGGCUGCUCUGGUUGCUGUCGGAAUACCGAUUUACGCGUGGAAAGGUGAAACUGAAGAAGAAUAUACAUGGUGUAUUGAGCAAACACUCAUUUUCCAAGAUGGAAAGCCAUUGAAUAUGAUUCUGGAUGAUGGUGGUGAUCUGACAAAUUUGGUCCACACCAAAUAUCCUCACCUACUAGAAGGUGUAAAAGGUAUCUCUGAAGAAACCACAACUGGUGUCCACAAUUUGUACAAAAUGUUCCGUGAAGGAUUAUUAAAAGUACCAGCAAUCAAUGUUAAUGACUCUGUUACGAAGAGCAAAUUCGACAAUCUUUAUGGUUGCAGAGAAUCUUUGCUUGAUGGAAUCAAGAGGGCAACUGACAUUAUGAUAGCAGGAAAAGUUUGUGUUGUUGCUGGUUAUGGUGAUGUAGGUAAAGGAUGUGCCCAAGCUUUCAAAGGAUUUGGCGGAAGAGUAAUAGUAACUGAAAUUGACCCUAUAAAUGCUCUACAAGCUGCAAUGGAAGGAUUUCAGGUAACUACUAUGGAAGAAGCUGCUGAAACUGGACAAAUCUUCGUAACAACUACAGGAAACCUAGAUAUCAUUACUAAAGAACAUUUUCUAAGAAUGAAAGACGAUGCCAUUGUCUGCAACAUUGGACACUUUGAUUGUGAAGUAGAUGUUGCAUGGUUAGACAACAAUGCCAAGAAAGUAAACAUUAAACCUCAGGUUGACCGUUAUGAAUUGGAGAAUGGAAACCACAUCAUUGUGCUUGCAGCUGGAAGACUUGUCAAUCUAGGAUGUGCUACAGGACAUUCAUCCUUUGUGAUGUCUAAUUCAUUUACCAAUCAAGUACUGGCUCAAAUUGAACUUUGGACAAGACACAAUGCCUACCCUAUUGGAGUUCACACAUUGCCCAAAAAGCUAGAUGAAGAAGUUGCAGCAUUACACUUGGAUCAUCUUGGAGUAAAACUAACCAAACUGACACCCAAGCAAGCAAAAUAUAUUGGUGUACCAGUUGAAGGUCCAUACAAACCUGAUCAUUACAGAUACUAAAUUGUUCUGUUCUUGCUUUAUACUUGGUUUUCUAGGGAUGAAUUAGAUAAUAAUUUACUUUUUUAUAAAGUGUUAAAUCAGUAUACUGCAAAUAAUCACUAUACACUUUAAUGCAUCAUACAAUACAUAAUACUUGUGUACUAACUUCUACACACAUUAGUUAAAUUCUGAUACACUAAUAGGAAUUUAAAUGUAUACCUACAAUAUUACAUUAAAUGGUAAUUUGGUGUGGUUUUGAUACACUAACGCAAUCCUAAA
Messenger RNA from Manduca sexta (tobacco hornworm), 1786 nucleotides. It is a transcript of the gene Ahcy, whose product is annotated as adenosylhomocysteinase. Gene Ontology annotation, molecular function: adenosylhomocysteinase activity. The coding region runs from base 236 to 1528 and encodes 430 amino acids. Gene Ontology annotation, cellular component: cytosol. The record is from RefSeq and is a predicted model, not a curated record. The transcript has 4 exons. NCBI's taxonomy places the organism in Eukaryota, Metazoa, Arthropoda, Insecta, Lepidoptera, Sphingidae. Gene Ontology annotation, biological process: L-methionine cycle.